AUGAGUUUACUUAAUUCUUUUAUUGACUCUAUUGCUUGCGUUGGCUUUAGUGCUGAACGUGGCCUUAAACUUGAUCCAGAAUCUAAAGAAGAUGGAUCACCUUUUACAUCCUCUUUACAACCAUCUUUAUUGGCCAUUGUUACAGCUUGUAGUGCCAUGUACCCUCAAUCACGUGGUAAUGAAUUUAUCGAUCCAUCUUAUCCACCUGUAGGUCUUACAAAUUCAUCUCGAACAUCAUCUUUUGGUUCAGAUCGUUCGGUACCUGUAUCUUCGUUAGCUCUUAUUGCAAGAACUCCAAAGCAACAUAUUCCAGCUGCGUACAAUAAUAUACCACUUUUCUGUUUUCCCGAUGGUGCUCGAGCAACAUAUGAACGAGAAAAUGAACGAAUUCAUCAUAUUGUAUUUACACAAGAAGAAGGCAAACGAAUUUAUGCACUAGCACUUACAUUUCAACAAUCGUUUAAUCUUAAAACAAAUAAACCUGAUGAUGAUGGUACAUAUCAAAUUGAGGAUGCUAAUUUAGCAACAUUAACUUCACGACGUCCAAGCGAAUCGAGAAUUCCCAUAGCUAUUGAAAGGCAAAAAUCACUAACAUCCUUAUCAAUGUCAACAACAUCAACACCAACACCAUCGACGCCGACAGUUAAAGCACGUUCAAGUAGAGUACCCGUAUCAUUUCGUUAUAGUGAUGCGAGUACGAUGAGUCAAUCGCAAUCAUCGAAUAGUUCUACUGAUGCGAAUAAAAAACAUCUUCCUCAUUAUCAAACACACACCAUUGUUAGCUAUAUGAAAGAUUUAUCAUCUACAGCACAGCCUCCACAAAGUCGUAUGGUACGAACGAACAGUCAAAGCAAUCUAACAACCUUGAACGAUACAGCAAGUAUUUCGACUGGAGCACGGAAACGUUCCAGUUCAAUUACAUCUCGAAAUUCAUCAAUGAAGACAAUACCGACAGCAGCAACAACAACAACAACAUUAACUUCAACGCCAAUUGAGAUAGCAAAACCAUUCUAUUUACCACAUUGUAUUGUACUUGUUUCAACUCAACCCUAUUGGACUGCAAUGCAAGAAACAAUAUCAAUGAUUUACGACGAAAUAAAUCGAUUAAGAAUCGCACCAAAUUCAAAUCUCUAUAAACAAUUAAUACAAAAAUAUGCUUUUCGUGCUUGUAAUACACCAAUACCACCGAUACCAUGGGAACGUUUUUCACUAGCAUUUAAUUUAACAAAUGAUCAAUCCGUAUUAACAUUUGAUCCACCCAUCGAUACAAAUCAUACAGUACUCGAUUUAGAUCUAUCAAUAUUUCCUUUAACACUUAAUAUUGGCAAAUUACUUGAUAUAUUAGCAGCUAUAUUUACACAACAGCCAAUUAUCUUUUUUAGUUCAAACUAUUCAAAAUUAGUUACAACACUCGAAUGUCUUCUCUAUUUAAUUUAUCCAUUGAAAUGGGCUCAUGUUUAUGUACCAUUUGUACCUGAUGGUUUACGUGAUUAUUAUCUUGAAGGUCCACCAGGUUCAUAUAUUAUGGGUGCACAUUCACGGCAUCAGUCUAUCGUUGAAGAUCUUAAUAUGAGUUUUACAUGUAAUUUAGAUAACAAUAAAAAUAUUCAUGUACCAAAAGGCAUGGAAUUUCAUCAUUUACCACCAAGUAAAAUUCAACGUUUUGUUAGUCGAAUAACUGAAUUUCUUGAAGAUAUUAAAGUUUCUCGUUCAUUACAAAAUGUUCAUACUCCCGUACGUUUACGUAUUGAUCAACAACGUGAAUUUGAACAUCAACAACGUAUUGAAACAAAUCAUAGAAUCAUACAAAUAUUUCUUGAUUUAAUGGUUGACUUAUGUGGUGAUGCAUUAAAACCAAUUUAUUGGAAAAUAAAUCAUCCACAAUUAAGUCCAACGAAUACAUUAACAAGAACAUCAAGUAAUGAUACAAAAAGUUCGAAUCAUAAUCAAGCAAAAGUAACAUUCAGCAAAGAAAAAUAUUUACUGUCAAAAACAGAAGGUAUUGAAUUAGAAUUCUAUCGAAUGUUCGUGGAAACUACAGCAUUUCAAUUACUUAUGGAAGAAGAAAUAAGAUCGACCUCGCCCACUGUAUUUAGACACAUUUGUCAAUUACAUUCAUCAUCAAAUGAAUAUCAAUUUUGUCAUUUUAACCAUUUAUCAUCAGAAGAAAAUAAUGAUGAUGAAAAUGAAGAUGAACAAGAAGCAACUACAUUAUACGAUUCGAUGUCUUCUCAAAUGCUACUACCAUUACCAGAUUGGCCUACAAGUACAUCAACACAUUAUUUAGAUGAUUGUAUUGAAUUAUUUACUAGUGAAUUAAAAAAUGCACAACAAGAACAUUCACCAUCGGUCAUAGCAGUUUAUGCUUAUCUACGUGGUUGUGCACUAUUAGCACGUGGCCAGUUUCUUGAUGGUCUUCGUGAUCUCUAUUUAAUUGAAAAUCCAAAUCUUUUCCCACGUGAAUAUAUUGAAACAGUUGUUUUAUCUCGUCUUGCUGAUGAAUGUCUACUUGAUUUAUUUCUUAAUGAAUCAUAUUAUACUAAAGCUCCUGAAUGGAAAAAAGUUCGUACACGUGCAACAUCACAGCGAAUGUCAAUAAUUGAUCUCGAAAGAAGCGGCGGCUUUCUAGAUGAUGAAAAUCCUGUUGAACCAGGAAUUGAGGGUGCUCUAGACAAUGAAUGGAAUAUAGUAGAAAAGAAUCUAACAUACGAACAAUUUAGUGAACAUGUACACCAUUCAAGAAUUGUACUCGAUAAUGAAACAACACAAAAACUAUUCAAUGCUUUAAUGCAUUGGACCGAUAGUACAAUCACAAGAACAUUGAAAAAAGAUAAAACAUUAACUGCAAAUAAAUCUAGUGAAACAGCGAAGUCAACACCUAGACGCUUGUCAAUGACAGGAACUCCAUUAAUAGAUACAUUAACUAUGUUGAAUGGUGUUGGACGUGGAAAUCAAAAUGCAACACUUUCAUCUAAAUCAUUGAUUCCAUCUAAUUCAACAUUACCUAUAGUAUUGUUCGAAUCAUUUCUUGAUAAUUGGCAACGAACCAAUGCUGAAAAAGUUCGCAUGAAUCGUUGUUUGCCCGAGGAUCGACAGAAAAAAGAAUCGAUCUUAAAAAUAUCAUCAUCAGGUAUUGUCUCAAAAGCAGAUGGCCCUGGAAAAUUAAUUUUAACACAAAAACGACUAUAUUUCUUGCCUGAGACACGUUCAUUUGCACGUGUUCUCACUGAACUUGUGAAUAUUACAUCCGUAGAAAAAUACCAACAUCAAACAGCUUUUUCAUCAUCAAAACCAGGUAUUAAAGUUUAUGCAGCAGCAUCAACAAAUACAUCAUCACUACCACGCGAUAAUACGGUAACAUUAAAGUCAAAACUAUCAUUAUCAUCAUCAUCAUCAUCAUCAGUUGAUAAAGACUCGAAAUCAUCGAUUAGAUUAAUUUUUAAGAAUUGUCAAGAACAAGAAUUAUGGUACAUUAUUAUUAUUGAACUAUGGUCAGGUGUAACAAUUUCAAAUGAACAAUGUGAUACAUCUGUACUUAAUAAAGCAUCCAGACAUAUCGCACUUAUGGAUACAUUAGCUAAUAUCAAUUACGACGAUGAAGCAACAGCAGUUGAUAAUAAACAAGGGCCGAACUAUCGUGAAAAGCCAAAACAACGUCAUAAUGAAGCAAGUCUUGAUAUGGCUUUAAACGAUUUAUCAAUAUGUACACAAAUGCGUAAAGAAGGUGCAUUGAAGCCAUUAUCUGUCGAAACACGUAAUGUUCUUACUCGUCGUCUAUCACCAUCCAUAAAUGAAACUGACUCUCAUGCUGUACGCUGUCUUGUCUGUACUGAACAUCCUGAAAAUGGACGUUCAUCGCUUUGGUGCGCAUAUGGCUCUAAACUUAAAGUAUACAAUUCAAUAACAUGGGUAUGUGAUCCAACGGAUAUAUUAUUUCCAUCAUUGAUAACAUGUAUGUGUGUUGAUUCACGAAAUAAAAUGUGGGUUGGUUGUAUUGAUGGUCAAUUAUUUGUUGUCGAUACCGUAACACAUGUUUGUGGUGCACAAUUAGCAUCGAUUCGUUGUGAAGGUGGCUGUCAAACAAUGGCAUUCGAUUUCCAAACUAAUCAUAUAUUAACUGCUAGUCAAUCUGGUUCAGUUACUAUAUGGAAUGCAACAAAUUGGGAACGUUUAAACGAAAUUAAUUUAUGCGAAAUAUAUCGAACAACUCAAAGUAAUCAAGAAAGAACAUUUCAAAGUAAGAUAGAAGUUACACUUCGUGCUCCGAUACAAUCAUUAAAAUCAGGAAAAAAACAAAAUCGAAAAGAAAAAGUCUAUCCUGACUCAAAGUCAUCUACGAAUCAAAUGUAUAUACCAAAUAUACCCUUAGCGAAUGGACCAGCUCCAAUAAUUCCAUCGCCAACAGAUAAACUUGAACGUAUACAAGUAUAUGAUAAUCUUCUAUUUGCUUGUUAUCGCGAUGAUUAUCUACUUAGUUUCCGUGUAUCUGAUUCGAACACGUACACAUAUGAGAGUUUAAUAUCAGUUAAAUACAAAAAAGAUGAUUCAACACCUAUUGAUGCAUUUAUUGCUUAUAACGAACAAUUGUGGGUAUCCACUGGUUGUAUUAUUUAUAUAUUUAGUAUUAACGAUGUCAAUGAUGAAAAUUCUGAUAAUUUAUUGAUGAAAAAACCAGUUGAUGAUGAUCGUCUUGUAACAUUGUUAGGUUUUUCAGGUUAUAUAUGGGCUGGAUCAUUACGUGGAAAUGUAUACGUAUUUCGUAUGGAUAAUUAUGAAAGAUUUAAAACAUUUGCUGGCCAUCAUGAUAGCGUUUGUUGUUUAUGUUCAAUGCUCAAUAUGUAUGUUAUAAGUGGUUCAGCACAAAAUGAUGCAUCAAUUGCUAUUUGGGACAAUGUACAAAUAUCAACAAAUACAACAAACUCAUUAGCAUUAUCAUCAUCAACAACCACCUCGACUGGAGAAAAAUCAAAGGCUAAUGCACCGGGAACUUCAACAAGCACAUCAAGAAUUCCGAGGAAAGCCGACGCAACAGGAGAAAAUAUCAAAUCUAUUAAUAUGUUAUAA
Rotaria socialis is the source of this 5064-nucleotide messenger RNA. The record is from the annotation of a GenBank genome assembly. Lineage: Eukaryota; Metazoa; Rotifera; Eurotatoria; Philodinida; Philodinidae.